GUCGCUUGUUGGGCGCCGUCCGGCAUGUCUUGUUUACUGUGAGGUCGGAAUACUACCCUCAGUCCAGCCAGCUGGUCGUUUCUGAAGAAACAACCAUCCAAGAGAAAAGGACAGACACGAGAGAAAGAGCGAGCAAGGGGAUGUUGACUUAUCCCUGUGACUCGCUCCCUCAGAUAGUUUGUCCAAUGGAUGAACAUGCUAUUCCCUCUAACAGUUUAUGUAGCGCACCCCCCCACAGUGAACCUCCUCCACCUCUCCUCCCCCUUUCCUCCAUCACUCCCAGCUGUGUGGAUAAUGGAAUAUCUGGAAACGGGCGGAGUGGCCGAAUUCAAGAGGUCAAAGCACAAACCCCUGAAAAGCAGAGCCACACAGACAGCGGGGCAGCUCAGCAAUCAUCCAGACUGGAUCCGUCGCCCACACAGAGACAAAGGGAGAGUGCAAACAUGGUGUCGCAGUCCAAGCAGUCAAGCAUUGAAGGCACACAUGCACUGGAGAAACAAAACGAGGAUGGAUUUGAUGUCAGUUUAACACCCGAGCCUCAAAAUCAUUUUUGUAGCAGGCAAAAGACCUGGCAAAGCCCACGAAAGGAACCAAACGUCUCUGCUGCGGACAUUGAAGUGGAGCAGUUUGUUGAGGAAACCACACAGAAUCCUGACAUGGACGCACGCAUGGAGGUCUUGGCUGUUGCUCCGAAGGGAUGGGUGAUUGGCCCCUUAUUUCAGUCGCUCAAGUCAAAGAUGGCCAGUUUCACAGAGAUAGUGAUGAGUCCUGUUAAACUCUUCAAAGCUAAUAUUCCUCCACCAUGCACGGACCAUCCAGACAAACUCGAUGAGGGUGAGCUACAGGGCGAUCCAUCAUCUGAUGUUGAACACUCGGAGCAGAGCGGUACGCUUCAUCCAGAAGCACAAAGCCAGAAUAGGAAUCGGGAUGCUGAAGAUGAUCAGCAGAGGCUCAGUAAAGUAGAAGGUUCACAAAACACAGAAACUGCUGAUCUUAAAUAUUCAAAGAAAUUAUUGUUGGAUGUGGAGUUGCCAACACACGGCUCUGAACAGGCAGAUGAAAGUGCAAUAACCCAAAAAGAAAUAAGCUCUCCUGAUGCUGUGCCUUUGCAACACUGUCCCUUACCCUGCAUUGUUUCUGCGGAAGUUGUCAACGGAAGUGCCUCACAUGAUUCCAAUGUCAAGUUUUCUGGUGUUAUGGAGGACCAGAGAGGCAAUGUGACUGUCCAGCUGAAACUACUGCCGAGGAAAUGUACAGUUAAUAGAAUUUGUAAAGAAAGAGUAAAGAAAGUUGCUUCUAAGUCUUCAAAAUCCAAAGUCAAGAAAGAAGAGUCUGAGGUUAGUGAUGAGCAGGUUUCUUUCAUGAAUUCUGUCAAAUCAAACAAAACUGAUUCCGUUUGUUCUACUCAGCCUGACACUGACUGUCCUCAGCUUGGUCAUGCGGAUGAAGGCAGAAGAAUAGAAGUUAUGGUUCGCCAAAUGCAUCAUAAUAACUUAAAUGACGCAAAUGGAUGGACACUAAAGCCUUAUGUGAAUAUUCAGCAGCUGGAGUGUGGCCUAAGCCCUGAAACGUACUCAGUUUCAACUCUUGUCCGAGCAAAGAGGGGUGUGGAACUGGACUGCGAUUCUCAAGAAGCUGUGAAGAAGAAGAGAUUGACUGCAGAUAAAUCUAAAAAGGAAACAAAAAGACAAGAGCUUUUAAAUGUCGCCUCAGAAGGUGGCCCUUUGAAACCAUAUAUAAAUGAAGUUGUGAUGGCAAAUCCCAUUGUAGAUAAGGAAGAACCACUGAAGCCUGCUAGGAAAAGACAAGCUGCUUCAAAAAGAGAAAAUAAGAAAGGAAAAGUAGGACAAGAAUUACAUCCCGAGUUAAACCCACAGACUGAAAGUCCCUCUGAUGCGAUGUUGGUUUGCUCUCUGGAUGAAAUCACUGGUGUGUCAGAAAAAAACCAAAAGGGCAGUAGUCGCACGGUGAAGCCAACGGGUGGCUCCUGCAAAAAACUAAAGACCAGGUCGAACAGUAAGGAACUAGAAACCACCUCUGCAAAAGAAAUUGAGCAGGAACCGUUAUCAGUGGUCUUUGUCCGUCCUUCUAUAAAGCCCCUCCAAAGCACAAGCAAGCGUAGGAAUAUAAACGACAAACCACUAAAACGGAAAUCGCCAACCCAAUCAGGUUCAGGCUUGGAAAAGGAACUGAAGCAGCUGCCCAAACGAUCCAAAAAGGCUUUAAAAGUUGCUGAUAAAUCAUCUAUGUCAGCUGGGAAUCAAGAGAAAAAGCAGUGUGUCAAUAACCUUCAUUUGGUAGCCAAAGAAAACCAGCCUAAACAAGGCAAAUGUAAAAUCUCAAUGGACCCUGUGUAUUUUGAAAUGACUCCUUUUGAAAGUAUUCAACAACCUGUUUCUUCAUCCUCUCAACCUAAUGGAGACAGUAAUGUACAAUUGGAUAUUGAAGUUAACCAUGUUGUUGAAGGGAAAGACAGGAGUGCUGCUCCUGUGUCAGAAGAGGUAGAAGCCAGUAACCAAAGCAGAGUGACUGGGCUAAGGUCUAGUACAAAAGGGGUUAACAUUAAGCCAAGGAGAGCAGAAAACCUAAAGAGAAAAUGCAGAGUUUUGCAAAGUAGGACUCUUGAAGGUGAGCAGGGGACAAACUGCAUCACUAUGGACGAUGCAGACCUGGCUACAGCGAGUUCCCGCUCCUCAGGGAACGGCACCUCAACACGCCUGUUUCGCAGCUACUCUUGUCCAGAGAUCCUGUCCCUUCAACCUGACGACACGCUCUGGACUUCUACUCUGCACUCCCCGCAGCUCAGCAGGAUCUGCUCCCCACACCAGCCCCUAGCCCUCCACACUCCUUCUCUCCAUCAUUCCCAGAUAGCCCUGCGGCGGGCUCGUCGACACACGGUCUGCAGCGUGGAGGUGGAGAGGGAGAUCGCCCCCCUCUGCCUGCGUAAGGAGGUGUACCCGUCCAGAAGAUCUCUCCUGUCUCUCCUGUCUCCCAGUUUUGCACUUUCUCCCAGCUCCUCCCUCUCAGCUCUUGCUUCCUACUUCCUCUCAAGCCCCUUGGCUUUCCUUUCCAAAAAAGUUGACAGUAGAGGAGCUGCAGUCAGCCCCAGCACGUCUGUUUCCUCCCACACCUCCUCUUUUCCUUUAUACCCAUUCGUAUCCAUCCAAAGAAUCGACGACUUGACUCCGUUGGACUUUAGCAGCAGGUAAUACGUUUUUUCACUUGAUGAUACCAAUGAUACUCAAAUGUUUUGAUAUCAAUUGCU
This is a messenger RNA of Notothenia coriiceps (black rockcod), 3265 nucleotides long. RefSeq lists its product as uncharacterized. NCBI's taxonomy places the organism in Eukaryota, Metazoa, Chordata, Actinopteri, Perciformes, Nototheniidae. The transcript has 7 exons. The coding region runs from base 141 to 3209 and encodes 1022 amino acids. The record is from RefSeq and is a predicted model, not a curated record.